AUGCAGGAAGCUGCGCGUCAGCAUGGACCGGUCAGCUUUACCAGUACCCAUGACUGGCGGAACGGGCUGGCAUUGCUGCUUAUCCUUAGUUCUAGCUCUAUCGAACAGCAUAUUGCGACGUAUGGGGCAGCAGUCAGUGCAUGCCGGAAAACGGACACGUGGACGCCGGCCCUGACAAUACUAGGAGAGCUGGGCAGAUCUGCUCUCCAGAGAUCUGUCAUCACAUACAAUUCAGCCAUCACCGUUUGCUCUGAAGAUCGGUGGAAGGGCGCGAUUCAGCUGCUGGAGUGGUUCCAUGUUUUGGGUAUCGAAGCAGGCACCAUUCCGCUCAAUUCCGCCAUGAGCAUAUGCAAGCACCCAGGAGGAUGGCAAAUGGCAAACCACAUCGUCAGCAGCAUCUACGCCCAAAGCCUUGAGGCAUCGUCCAUCACGUAUAACACUUGCAUGAGCGUGUGCUCCCAAGGUGGUCAAUGGCAAAUGUCCUGUGUGCUCUUCAGCAGGAUGAUGGUCAGUCGUCUCGCAGGAACUGUGGUCUCUUACGGUGCUUUACUGGAAGCUAAGAGCCUUUCUUGCUGGCGCCAUGUCUUGGCUUUGUUCUCGCAGCUCGGAACGUCAGGUUUAGAAGCCAACAUCGUCACCUCCGCUGCUGUUAUCAGUGGUGAGAUCAAGGGACAAUGGCAACGUGCAUGUGCAUUGCUUACAGGGUGUACCGAAAGACAAAUCCGAAUCAACUUGACGGCCUUCAAUGCCGUCAUCAGCGCCUGCGAGAAAGACCGUCGAUGGGAAGCGGCAAUGCAUCUCUUGGAAGAACUGCAACUCGAGCGGAUACGAGCGGACAUCAUCUCCUACAACGCAGCAAUAAGUGCUUGCAACGCAGGCGGGAUGUGGCAGCAGGCGCUUGCUUUGCUUGUGCUUCUGGAUGCCCGUAUGAUUCGCGCCGAUCGGAUUACAUACAAUGCUGCCAUCAGCGCUUGCGAGAAGAGCCAGGAAUGGCGACAAGCAUUGAUUCUUCUUGGGCAAGCGGAGCGGCAGAGAAUGCAGCUGGGCAUCAUAAGCUACAACGCAGCGAUCAGCGCCUGCGAUAAAGGUGGACAAUGGGAGCUGGCGCUGCAUUUACUCUACAAGGCUGUCUGGAAACGCCUGAGACCGCAGCUUACGAGCUACAAUGCGGCAGCCAGCGCCUGUGCCAAAGGGCUGCGGUGGUACGAGGCAGUGAGUCUACUGGGCCAGCUGAAAGAAGCCGAGCUGGAAGGCGACGUGGUUUCGCUGACUGCAGCCAUCACUGCCUGCAAGUUUCAAUGGCCCCUUGUGUUGGCGCUCCUCAACAGGUGGCGUUUUGCGGGCAACUCUGCGACCUAUACUGCAGCAGUCGCCGCCUGCCAGCUGGACGAGCAGUGGAAUACGACCAGUAGACUGCUGAGCCUCUUCCGCGAAGGUUCUGGCUGGAUGUGGUGGUGA
Messenger RNA from Symbiodinium sp. CCMP2456, 1458 nucleotides. NCBI's taxonomy places the organism in Eukaryota, Dinophyceae, Suessiales, Symbiodiniaceae. The record is from the annotation of a GenBank genome assembly.